Camelus dromedarius (Arabian camel) is the source of this 1848-nucleotide messenger RNA. It is a transcript of the gene CEL, whose product is annotated as carboxyl ester lipase. Gene Ontology annotation, molecular function: retinyl-palmitate esterase activity; sterol ester esterase activity; triacylglycerol lipase activity. NCBI's taxonomy places the organism in Eukaryota, Metazoa, Chordata, Mammalia, Artiodactyla, Camelidae. Gene Ontology annotation, biological process: ceramide catabolic process; pancreatic juice secretion. The record is from RefSeq and is a predicted model, not a curated record. The transcript is spliced from 11 exons. The coding region runs from base 6 to 1772 and encodes 588 amino acids.
UCAGAAUGCAGGGCACUGGGCACCCAGCCCUUGCAGCUCCCGCCCGUGCCACCUGCCUCUGCUCCCAGCUGGGCGCCGUGCAUACGGAGGGCGGCUUCGUUGAAGGCUUCAACAAGAAGCUGAGCCUCUUUGGCGGCGACUCUGUUGACAUCUUCAAGGGCAUCCCCUUCGCUGCCGCCCCCAAGGCCCUGGAGAAUCCCCAGCAGCACCCCGGCUGGCAAGGGACCCUGGAGGCCAAGGACUUCAAGAAGCGAUGCCUGCAGGCCACCAUCACCCAGGACGACACCUUUGGGGAGGAGGACUGCCUCUACCUCAACAUCUGGGUCCCCCAGGGCGGAAGUGAAGUCUCUUACAACCUGCCUGUCAUGAUCUGGAUCUACGGAGGUGCCUUCCUCAUGGGGUCCAGCCAGGGGGCCAACUUUCUCAGCAACUACCUGUACGACGGCGAGGAGAUCGCCACCCGGGGCAACGUCAUCGUGGUCACUUUCAACUACCGCGUCGGCCCCCUGGGCUUCCUCAGCACCGGGGACUCCAGCCUGCCAGGUAACUACGGCCUUCGGGACCAGCACAUGGCCAUCGCUUGGGUGAAGAGGAACAUCGCGGCCUUCGGGGGAGACCCUGACAAUAUCACCAUCUUUGGGGAAUCAGCCGGAGGCGCCAGCGUCUCUCUGCAGACCCUCUCUCCCUACAACAAAGGCCUCUUCAAGCGAGCCAUCAGCCAGAGUGGCCAGGCACUGAGCCCCUGGGCCAUCCAGAAGAACCCCCUCUUCUGGGCCAAAAAGAUCGCAGAGAAGGUGGGCUGCCCCGUGGACGACACCUCCAGGUUGGCUGGGUGUCUGAAGGUGACCGACCCUCGUGCCCUGACACUGGCCUAUAAGUUGCCCCUGAUAGGCCUGGAGUACCCCAUACUGCACUACCUGGGCUUCGUCCCCGUCGUUGAUGGAGACUUCAUCCCCGAUGACCCCAUCAACCUGUACGCCAACACCGCUGAUAUCGACUACCUAGCAGGCUCCAACAACAUGGACUCCCACCUCUUUGCCGGUCUCGACAUGCCAGCCAUCAACAACCCCCAAAAGAGCAUCACCGCGGAGGACUUCUACAAGCUGGUCAGCGGGCUCACCAUUGACAAGGGGCUCAGAGGUGCCAACGCCACCUUUGACUUCUACACCGAGCCCUGGGCCCAAGACUCGUCCCAGGAGACCAAGAAGAAGACCGUGGUGGACUUUGAGACCGACAUCCUCUUCCUGAUACCCACGGAGGUCGCCGUGGCCCAGCACAGGGCCAACGCCAAGAGCGGCAAGACCUACAGCUACCUGUUCUCCUACCCCUCGCGGAUGCCCCUUUACCCCAGCUGGAUGGAGGCCGACCACGGGGAUGACCUCCAGUACGUCUUCGGGAAGCCCUUCGCCACUCCGCUGGGCUACCGGGCCCAAGACAGGACUAUCUCCAAGAUCAUGAUCGCCUACUGGACCAACUUUGCCAGAACUGGGGACCCCAACGUGGGCGAGUCAGCUGUGCCCGCGAACUGGGAUCCCUACACCCAGGAGGGUGGCGACUACCUGGAAAUCAAGAAGGAGAUGGACAGCAGCUCCAUGAAGCAGCACCUGCGGACCAGCUACGUGAACUACUGGACGCUGACCUACCAGGCGCUGCCCACGGUGGCCGACGAGGCCUCCACCUCCCUGCCCCCCAUGGCGGACUCUGAAGCCACCCCUGUGUCCCCCAUGGGGGACUCUGAGGUGGCUCGGAUGCCCAUAGCCAUUGGCUUCUAAGGUCCUUGGCCUCCAGAGGCCACAGGGUGGGGCCCCGGGGCCCACCUUCCCUCCUGAGCUCUUCCCGAAUAAAGCC